UGUCGCAAAGCCUAAAAGAGGCUGGUGUUGAAAAGACUCGAAACAGAGCCCAUUGUGGUGUUGGAGAGGAGUGAGCUGCAGCCGGUGGAGAGAGAAUAAGAAAACGGAGGCGACCACAAAAGCGGACAGAUAUGGACGUCCAUGCACAACACGGAUGUCUUUUGUGAGGACGGGAGGGGGGGUGUGGGGGACCGCACCGCACCGCGUUGUCCAGUCGGAGAGACCCCGGUACACGAAGAGUUAAGACCCGACAUCACAAGUGUUUAUUUCAGCAGCUAGUUAGCAGGCUAGCUGGCUAAGAUACCCAGGAGCUAGACAUGGGAAGCCCCCCCCCAGUGUGUGUGUGUGUGUGUGUGUGUUUGCCUGGUAGGUAAUCUUCCUCGUCGAGUCUAGGUUUUUCCACUUCACACAUGGUCGGCGGCGAUUCAAAGUGUCCGUCGGCCGCCUCGGCAGCAGCAGCAGCAGCAGCAACUUUAAGAAAAGAAUGAGACCAGCUGAGCGCUAAGAGUCUCACUCCUGCACAACCCGGAGAGGACAAAACAAAGUCUCAGAGGCCUGCUGGCUGGAGGUUGUACACAAACGCCAAGAAGGGAGAACAUGACUCACUGGCCCCUACCAGAGACUGGCACGGGGCAGCUGUGCCAACCUCGCCCCUGCCUGCCACUUUAGAAGCCGUCUCCGGUACGCCAUGACGGAGAGGCAUUGAGGUUUGCUCCCUGACGAUCGUCUCAAUACCUCUCCUCCUCCCUGUCCCUCAACAACCCCCGCCGCCCCCCGUCCCCAUCAUGCUGCGCUUCCUGCCUCUCAAACUUGGCCGCCUGUACCGCUGUAUGAAGCUCCUAUUGGUUGUGGGGUUGUUUGUCAUCUUGUUGAUGAACACCCACAGCCUGUUUGCCUCCUUCCAGAAGAACGAGCUCACCGACAGACGCUUCAUCAACCUCAACAAGUGUCCCGCCUGCUUUGGCACCAGCUGGUGCCGCAAGUUCAUGAACGGCCAGGUUUCCUUUGAAACCUGGGGUCGCCUGCGAUUCCUGGACGUUUUCAAUGUCAAGAACGUUUACUUUGCUCAGUACGGGGAGCCCAGGGAGGGCACCCGUCGCGUGGUGCUCAAAAGACUGGGCUCCAACCAGGAGCUGGCCGAGAUAGACCAGAAGAUCUGCAAGAGGGCCACGGGGAGGCCGCGCUGCGACCUCAUCCAGGCCAUGUACAAGACCGAAUUCGCCCGGAUCAACGGCGAUGUCCGUCUGCUCACUCCAGAGGUGGUGGAGGGCUGGUCAGAUCUGGUGCACUGCCCCUCCCAGAGGCUGCUGGACCGCGUGGUCCGCAGGUACGCCGAGACCAAAGACUCAGGCAGCUUCCUGCUCAAGAACCUCAAAGACACGGAGAGAAUGCAGCUGCUCAUGACCUUGGCAUUCAACCCGGAACCACUCGUGUUACAGAGCUUUCCGUCAGAUGAAGGGUGGCCGUUCGCCAAGUACCUGGGAGCGUGUGGGCGCAUGGUGGCUGUCAACUACGUGGGCGAGGAGCUGUGGAGCUUCUACAACGCACCCUGGGAGAAGAGGGUAGACUUGGCACGCCAGCUCAUGGACAUCGCCGAGCAGCUCACCAACAACGACUUUGAGUUCGCCCUCUACCUGCUCGACGUCAGCUUCGAUAACUUUGCGGUCGGCCCGCGCGACGGAAAGGUCAUCGUCGUCGAUGCCGAGAAUGUCCUCGUGGCGGACAAAAGGCUGAUCAAGCAGAACAAGCCGGAGAGCUACGACGUGUGGUACGAGAGCCGCUUUGAGGAGUGCGACAGGGAGGCCUGCCUGUCUUUCUCCAAGGACUCCCUCUGCUCAAGGGUCACGGUGGACCACAACUACUAUGCCGUGUGCCAGAACCUGCUGUCGCGGUACGCUACAUGGCGGGGCACCACCGGAGGCCUCCUCCACGACCCCCCUGCCCAUAUAGCCAAAGACGGUCAACUCAUGACCCUGUUGGACGAGUGCACCAAACCCAAAAAGCGUUACGGCCGCUUUCAGGCGGCCAAGGAACUGCGCGAAUACCUUACACAGCUAGCUGCCGCCUCCUCCUCCGCCACGGCCAGGUAAUGAACGGAGUCGGCGUUGGCCUGACGCACUGAGAGACUGGAUCCUGUACUCUUUAUCUUCGAAAAAAACUCUUGAGACCCUGGUUCUUGUACAUGAUGUCAUUUGCUCCUCGUUGCCCACCGGAGCAGGGGGGGGGUUAGAGGUCUUGCAUCAGAAAGUGUAAGACUCAAACCUUCAAAGCAGAUUUGUUAAAGCUCUAGCUGUUAACCUGUCUUUGCUCUUGUGAGAAAGAGGAGCGUGUCGCUAAGAGAUUCUGCUUAGAACCAGGAUAGAGAAGUGAUAGAGGUAAGCGCUCUUCUCCCAGGGUGGGCUGCCAUCCUUGGGGGGGGGGGAGAGGGCUCUGGUAAACGCCUCCUGCACUGGACUCAUGCUACCACAAACCAGAGAGCAUCCAAGCAACAAGAGCCGCAAAGUCACACAGCCCUGACCCCUCCCCCCCCCCCAAUCCAUCCUCCUCAAUCCAUCAGAACUGUUGUUGUGUUUUAUAAAACAUUAAAUCGUAACACCUGUUUCAUUUCGCCCCCAGGAUUUCGUGUUAUUUUUUUUUAUCUUAUUCAGGGCUGAAUUUAAGUACAUUGGUGCGUUUACAUUUUUUUGCUGUGCCAUGGCUUAUUUUACUGUAGCAUGGCUGCAGGGAAGGCGGAGGUAGCAUGAAUCUCCUACUGUCAGGCAGCAGGGAAGGCCGAGCCACAGCAGGUAUUGAGGAGAGGUGGGGG
Messenger RNA from Anoplopoma fimbria (sablefish), 2806 nucleotides. RefSeq names its product divergent protein kinase domain 2Ab (gene dipk2ab). NCBI's taxonomy places the organism in Eukaryota, Metazoa, Chordata, Actinopteri, Perciformes, Anoplopomatidae. The transcript is spliced from 4 exons. Bases 786 to 2090 code for a protein of 434 amino acids. The record is from RefSeq and is a predicted model, not a curated record.